CAGGCGACCGACUCGGUGAUUCGAGCAUCACAACAAUGUGAGUAAACGCCUCCCUCUCAUCAGCUGUGGGUCUCUUUGAUACUCAAAACAAAAGCAGCGGACGGAACACCGUCGAUUUAAUUCAACACAAAUGCAAAGCAACGUUCAUAACAACGACAUUGCGCGUUCUUGUGACACGGUACGCAUAUGUUUUUCCUAAAACGUGUGUGUUCUCCGUGGGUACCUGGUGGCACGCAGCGGAUAUGGAGCUUUUUCUAAAUGUUAACAAGACAUGAACGCGGCAGGAUCCAGACGCGUCGUGCGCACGGAUACGCACCGAAGUGAAUAUCGUUCGCGUCUGAUGUCGUGGCGAGUUUUGGGAGGUUCUGUCAAGUUGUGGUGCCGAUGAGACGGGUGGUUUGGUUUUGGAGGAACACGCGCAACCCAAAGCCUGCGUGAGCGCGCUGAAUCCCGCUUUGAAUCGCGCACGGAGGCCCGUGGCCCUCGGCUGCGCGCAUCAGCAUCACUGUAUAUAGGUGCGGAUACUUGUGCCCUGAAAUUUAUCCUCAGAUUUGUUUUCAUGAUACCAUUCUUCAUUGAUUUAUGCCCUCUGGUAUAUCUCCAAUUGUCCAACCCCAGUGUGGAAGGUUUCCUGGACCUCAAGGCAAAAUGGAGAUCAGGUUCCUUCUAUCUCCAAUCUAAUUGUUAUCCUCUUUUCGGUUUUUACAAAUGGACAGGAGCAAACCAGCCUGCAUUUACUGAAAUGAAGGAAUAAUGCGAGAAGCAGGUGAUGUACAAUUUUUUCUGUUACCGAGACGUUUUCUACAUUCCUUUAGAAAUUGCCACACCAUGAUAGGAUUCCUCUGAGACUUUAAAUAUGGACCUUUAAGAGAUCUGGCCCUGCCAGUUGGGUUUUUCUGGAUUACAUGCUUAAAAAACUCAACACGGUUGGGUAUUUGAAAGCAGAGAGAUCAUAUUUUGAUGCCGAAUACCACUUCCAGGAAUUUAGUGAAGGAUAAGAUCUCUGCUUACUAGGGCAGUGACUGGGUUUGUUGGCCCUUCUUGUGCCUGAACCCAAAUCUCAAACCCCACCUCCAUUUUUUGCCAUUUGGCACCCAUUUCUUGACCCCAUCUCUUUCCGACAUCCACCAUUCGCCCCUCGCUGGCCACGGCAGUCCUCCCUCCCCGCUCCCGUCCCCACCCUCCCCCUCCUCAUUAUCCAACCCCGUCCCCUCACCACACUACCCACCACCCCUCUACCCAGGUCACCAUGGCUACCGGCACAACCACGACUGCGCGCGAACAUCUCCUAGUGGUGCGGAGGCGUAGCCCGCACAUGCGCUACACGCUGAGCCCGGAAAACCUCCGCAGCCUCUCGGCGCAGGGCGGUUCAGGAAGUGGGGGAAGCUCUAGAGGAGGGCCAGAGCCAAUGGGCCUGCAACGGGCCAACAGCGACACGGACCUGGUGACUUCGGAUAGCCGUUCCUCCCUAACAGCCUCAACGUACCAGUUCACACUUGGGCGAGGACAAAACCUGGUCAUCUCCUGGGAUAUCAAGGAGGAAGUGGAUGCUACUGACUGGAUCGGGCUGUACCAUAUUGAUGAGACGUGUCCAUCGAACGUCUGGGAUUCGAAGAACCGCGGCGUUAAUGGCACUCAGAGGGGGCAGAUCGUCUGGAGGUUAGAGACUGGGCCAUACUUCAUGGAACCUGAGACCAAGAUCUGUUUCAAAUAUUAUCAUGGAGUGAGCGGGGCACUGAGGGCAACAACGCCGUGCAUUACAGUAAAAAACCCAGGAGUUACAGCCGGUGCAGAAGGGCAGCUGGACGGACAAUCUGUAACAGAACACUGCAGAAAAUUGGUCAGCUUCACUUUGUCAGAUAUCAGGGCUCAGGGUCUGAAGAAAGGCAUGUUUUUUAAUCCAGACCCGUAUUUGAAGAUGAGCAUCCAGCCAGGCAAGAGAAACGGCUUUCCAACGUUUACCCACCACGGCCAGGAGAGACGAACCUCCAUCAUUUCCAACACCACCAACCCGAUGUGGCACGGAGAGAAGUACACAUUUGUUGCAUUGAUGACGGACGUUUUGGAAAUUGAGGUCAAGGACAAAUUUGCCAAAAGUCGCCCGAUCAUCAAGCGCUUUUUGGGUCAGCUUACAAUUCCAGUUCAAAGACUGCUGGAGAGGCACGGGGCAGGGGAUCAGUAUGUAAGUUACACUCUUUGUCAACGUCUCCCGACUGAACAUGUGAGCGGGGAACUUCAGUUCAAGGUGGAGAUCACGUCUAAUGGACAUGAAGAUGCUAUCGGUUCUCUGCUUGGAGCCUCCUCUAUGAACGGAGAUCCCGGGAGCCCGUCGGACGACGAGGACGUGUUGCAUCCCGUCUCCCGCGUGCCCAGAGGCCCCUCACCCACCGGCUCCGAGGGGUCCCUGCACGGCGAUGCCUUCAGAACCGACGAGUGCUCAAUGGACCCAACCGAAGAUCGUCUCUUUAGAGAAGGUCUCCCAGAAGCAACCCCAAGUCACGCUCACAGACAAGUUUCGCUCAACGACUACCUGGAUGCCAUCGAGGCCCCCAAGGGCCCCGGAGACAGACCCCUUGGAGCCGCGUCCCCUAAGCUACGCUCGAGUUUCCCCACAGACACACGGCUCAAUGCCAUGCUUCAUAUAGACUCUGAUGAAGACGAGGAAGGACACGCUUCACGGGAGGCGUCGCUGACCAAUGGGGCCCAAGGAUCGCAAAGACGCGCCUCCUCUGAACAGGACAAAGGGGUGGGUCGCGUCAAAGACAGAGAAAAAGUUGAGUCAGAAGGAGUGAGCAGCGCCACCGACACAGAUGCUACUGCUUCGGGUUCGAGUAGUAGCACCGCAAUGAGCCAAAAUGGAGGUGCGGAGCGAAGCCACGACUCGACCCAAACCGCUGCCAGAUUGCAGCCAGCUGCCAUAACACAGGAUGGGGAGGGAGUUGCAUCAUUAGAGGCCACAGCAUCUGAGAACUUAGUUAAUGAAGGGGGCGGAGCCACUGCAGCCAAGCAAUCUGAGCAGGGGAAUGCCAAUGAGGAGGACGUAAAUGGAGAAAUCUGGAGGAGGCGGAGUCUGCAGGCCUCGGGUAACGCAUCACAGGCUGAAGGGGCGGAAUCAAGCAAUGAAGUGAGGAGGGCAGGUGAUUCGCCACAGGCUGCCAUGGCAACAGACACAGAGACGGGUGCCAGUGCUCAAGUGAACGGCCAUCAGCCAGUGAGAUCGCUUCCUUCAGUGCGCCAUGACAUCAGUCGCUACCAGAGAGUGGAUGAACCACUUCCACCCAACUGGGAAGCUCGGAUCGACAGUCACGGGAGGAUUUUUUACGUCGAUCACGUGAACCGAACGACCACCUGGCAACGUCCGACAGCCCCACCUGCACCUCAGGUCCUUCAGAGAUCCAACUCCAUUCAGCAGAUGGAGCAGCUUAACCGCAGGUAUCAGAGUAUUCGGAGGACAAUAACCAAUGAGAGGACAGAUGAGCAGGCUGCAGAGAUGCCUUCAGAUGAAACUGACAUAAUGCAUCAAUCCAUACCCGAAUACCGGCGUGAUGGUAUGGUUGGACCCGCAAGCUCUCAUUCUCGUUUGUCUCUGCUGCUUCAGUCGCCCAGCGCCAAGUUUCUCACCAGCCCAGAUUUCUUCACUGUACUGCAUUCCAACCCUAGUGCCUACCGCAUGUUUACAAGUAACACGUGUCUGAAGCACAUGAUCAGUAAAGUGAGACGGGACACGCAUCACUUUGAACGCUACCAGCACAAUCGAGACCUGGUGGCCUUUCUCAACAUGUUCGCCAACAAACAGCUGGAUCUGCCACGAGGCUGGGAAAUGAAACAUGAUCACACAGGCAAGCCUUUCUUCGUGGACCAUAACUGCAGGGCCACCACCUUCAUAGACCCCCGUCUGCCACUGCAGAGCGCUCGACCCAGCAGCCUUCUGGCCCACCGGCAACACCUCAGCCGUCAGCGCAGCCACAGUGCAGGAGAGGUUGGCGAUGACCCUCGACAUGCUGGCCCCGCCGUACUGCCACGCCCCUCCAACAACUUCUCAACCAAUCGCAACCAGUGUCAAGAUAUAGUUCCUGUUGCCUAUAAUGAUAAAAUAGUAGCAUUUUUGCGCCAGCCAAACAUUUUUGACAUCCUGCAGGAAAGACAGCCGGAGCUCAUGAGGAAUCAUUCACUCAGGGAGAAAGUUCAGUUUAUCCGUAAUGAAGGGGUGUCUGGUUUAGCUCGACUUUCUAGUGAUGCGGACCUGGUGAUUUUACUCAGUUUGUUUGAAGAGGAAGUGAUGUCAUAUGUUCCGCCUCAUGCCUUACUGCACCCUGGCUACUGUCAAUCACCACGAGGGUCACCUGUCUCCUCCCCUCAGAAUUCUCCUGGAACACAGCGAGCCAAUGCACGCGCUCCCGCACCGUACAAACGAGACUUUGAAGCCAAACUCCGAAAUUUCUAUCGCAAACUGGAGACUAAAGGUUACGGACAGGGACCGGGCAAAGUCAAGUUGAUAAUCCGCAGAGAUCACUUACUGGAGGACGCCUUCAAUCAGAUCAUGUGCUACUCACGCAAAGAUCUACAAAGAAGUAAACUUUAUGUCAGCUUCGUUGGAGAGGAGGGACUGGACUACAGCGGGCCAUCGCGCGAGUUUUUCUUUCUGGUGUCGCGGGAGCUUUUCAACCCGUACUACGGCCUGUUCGAGUACUCGGCCAAUGACACCUACACCGUUCAGAUCAGCCCUAUGUCUGCCUUCGUGGACAACCACCAUGAGUGGUUUCGCUUUAGCGGGCGUAUUCUGGGUCUGGCUCUUAUCCAUCAAUAUCUGCUGGAUGCCUUUUUCACACGACCCUUCUACAAAGGUCUCCUGCGAAUUCCGUGUGAUCUGAGUGAUCUGGAGUAUCUGGAUGAAGAGUUUCAUCAGAGUUUGCAGUGGAUGAAGGACAAUGACAUCGAGGACAUGCUGGACCUCACCUUCACCGUCAAUGAGGAGGUGUUUGGACAGAUCACAGAGCGUGAGCUGAAGCCGGGUGGCGCUAAUAUCCCCGUGUCUGAGAAGAAUAAGAAGGAGUACAUUGAGCGAAUGGUGAAGUGGCGUAUCGAGAGAGGCGUCGUUCAACAGACCGAGAGUCUCGUCCGAGGAUUUUAUGAGGUUGUGGAUGCGCGGCUGGUGUCGGUGUUCGAUGCACGUGAGCUGGAGCUGGUGAUCGCUGGGACGGCCGAGAUCGAUCUGGCAGACUGGAGAAGCAACACAGAAUACAGGGGAGGUUACCAUGACAGCCACAUCGUGAUUCGCUGGUUCUGGGCGGCAGUUCAGCGAUUCAACAAUGAACAGAGACUCAGACUUCUUCAAUUUGUGACAGGGACAUCCAGCAUUCCUUACGAGGGCUUUGCCUCGCUCCGAGGCAGCAAUGGACCUCGCCGCUUCUGCGUAGAGAAGUGGGGGAAAAUUACCUCUCUGCCCAGAGCUCACACGUGUUUCAAUCGUCUUGAUCUUCCCCCAUAUCCCUCGUUCUCUAUGCUGUAUGAGAAGAUGUUGACCGCAGUAGAGGAGACCAGCACAUUCGGCUUGGAGUGAAUGUUCACUUUUGCACUUUGGCUCAAUCUAAUAGAUUCUCCAUCUGGGACAAGACACAACUCAUACUCUGGAACAGAAGAGUCAAACCGGUUUGGUAGAAGCAAGUGUGAAUGUAAACCUGGAUGUAUGUGAACUCAAACUCAAGGAAGUGGCCAGAUAAGUGCAAAGUGGAGUUACUGAAAAUAGUUCAAAUGUUUCAAAUCCAAAGGACUUUGUUAUAUCUGUACAGACAAAGACUUUUUUACGCACCAUCGAUAAUGGUUUCUGAUCGUUCACAUGCAAGAUAUGAUAUUCCACAGCGUUUUAUUCUUCAUCAUUUGCAGAUACACUUAAUAUUCAAAUGUAUUUUUACUUUUUAUCAUGUUUGUUUGUCUGACGCGUUUUAAUGUGAUGUUCAAAUUGAUCACGCGUAUACUCGUGAACUUGUGAAGGGCAUGUUACACAAAAGUAGGCCCUGUCCCAAGUGGCGCACUUCAUGUCGACUUUCGGUCUCGUGGCCUUAAAUUGCGCACGCUCGCUUAGUCUACGAAUCCAUAGGGUGUCCCGUCUGUCAUUUUUACGCUCUGAAGUGUGCUCAUCAGCGCCCCCUUUGCACCCAUGAUGCGGACCACUGCUGCAGGCUCCACCCACUUUACCAACUCAGAAGUCCUUGCGAAAGACCAAUCAGAUGACGGAUGGGAGGAGUUUACACUAAUGGACGUCUUCUUUUCCUAUUUCCGGCAUGACGCUUGAGUCUGUCCCAAAAUACGACUCUGGUGCACCCUCGUGGACUCGUGUCAAUGGUUCGUAAGGCAUACACUACAUGAUGUCAUCAAAGUGUGCACUCUGAGGAAGUCCAAAAGUCCAGAAUGUGCCAUUUGGGACAGGGCAUUAUUCGCACUUAAACAUGAAUGUGACCACUAUGUGCAAACAAUUUUUGGAAAACAUCUAGAAAUGUUUGGUUUCUCCUCCAACCUUGGCCUUCCUAAAUCUAGAAGUCCCAUUUUUACUCAUACACGAGGGUCCACGUACAGUAGUGUACGUGCACUGCCCGGUUUUUGUGAUCGUGCAUACUUUGUACGUGUAGGUCGCGUAUGCGCUUACAGGAGAAUGUAGUAUGUAGCCCAGGAGAUGCAUUGCAUUUUGUCGCAAUGCGCAUGCGUUAAAAGUCUACAUUACAUGUACGAGUAAAAUAAACUAUGCGUUCAACCGUGCACGUACACGUAAAAAAAAAACUAUACACCGGGCUUAAGAAACCUCAGUUUGAUUUCUGAUGAAUCACAAAGCUAUCAAAAGUCAUGGGAUGAGAAACAUGGAUUAAAAUGGACUCUAUUUACUUUGUCAUAACUUUAUAGCUUUAUUGAGAUGACAUGAAUGUUUUCCAAGCUUUCAUGAAUGUUUUCACUCUUUGUCACUCAUUUAAUCUGAAUACAAACAUGUUUUUAUGAAUCAGUAAAUGACUAUCAAUACCCCCCCCCCC
Molecule: messenger RNA, 7019 nt
Organism: Paramisgurnus dabryanus
Lineage: Eukaryota; Metazoa; Chordata; Actinopteri; Cypriniformes; Cobitidae
Gene: hecw2b
Product: HECT, C2 and WW domain containing E3 ubiquitin protein ligase 2b
Biological process (GO): ubiquitin-dependent protein catabolic process; protein ubiquitination; regulation of dendrite morphogenesis
Cellular component (GO): cytoplasm
Molecular function (GO): ubiquitin protein ligase activity; protein binding
Source: RefSeq, a predicted model, not a curated record